GCUGAAAUCGCUCUCUCUGAAAUUUCGUCUCCCUCUAGCAAGUCUCUCUUCUUCAGUUGCCUUGUAUUCGAAGUUGGUCCUUUCUGGCAGAUUUACCAUAGAAUGGAGAGGUGAUUCUUCUGUGUGCCUUCGGGAGUGUUAGGUACGAUUCAACUGGAUCUAAGUUUUCGAUACACUCGAGAAUUGUUCAAUAUAUUCAAAGUUGGACAAUAACUCAAAAUUAUUUUGGAAUAUUAAGAAGUCGAGAAUUUGGAGAUUACGCAUUUGUGAUCCAUUAUUCGCAGAAUGGCAUCUGAACACAAGGUACGAUUCAACCGGAUUUAAGUUUUUGAUACACUCGAGAAUUGUUCAAUAUACUCAAAGUUGGAAAAUAACUCAAAAUUAUUUCGGAGAAUUAAGAAGUCGAGACUUGCAGAUUACGCAUUUGGGAUUCAUUAUUCGCAGGGUGGCAUCAAAACACAAGGUACGAUUUCACCGGAUUUAAGUUUUUGAUACACUCGAGAAUUGUUCAAUAUACUCAAAGUUGGACAAUAACUCAAAAUUAUUUCGGAGAAUUACGAAGUCGAGAACUUGGAGAUUACACAUUUGUGAUUCAUUUUUCGCAUAGUGGCAUCAAAACACAAGGUACGAUUCAACUGGAUCUAAAUUUUUGAUACACUCGAGAAUUUUUCAAUAUACUCAAAGUUAGACAAAACUCAAAAUUAUUUCGGAGAAUUAAGUACUUGAGAAUUUGGAGAUUACACAUUUGUGAUCCAUUAUUCGCGGAGUGACAUCUUAACAAAAGCUUGAUGUAGAGGAGGACGAGAUGAGGCGGCAAACAAAAGAUGGCAGCGAUUGAUGUCGGGUUGGCUCUCACGCACCGGUCAAAGUUCUGGUAGCAUGAGAGUUGACCGGCGCAUGUGACCUACAUGCGCCGCUAAUCAGCGAGAUUUUUCUGGAGAAGGGUCUCCGGACGACGAGGAACACAAUGGUGCCAGAGUUUUCUUAUAGGCAAUUUUGAAAACAGAAGAAGAUAGGAAUUCCCGUUCCUUUCCAAUUUCUACAAAAACUGAUUCUUGAGACAAGUUUGAAGGCAGAAAAAGACACAACAAAUUAUUAUUAUUUGAUGAGAUUUCAAUUUCUACAGAAUGAGUUAUUGUGGUUAGAGACGAGAGAAGGGAUUCUCGGUCGAGGCACGAGGGGAAUGGCAGAGCCAUCGUACUAAGAGAUGAGAGAAGGGAAUUGGUGUCUCCUGCACUGAGGAUUAGAGUUCUUCUGUACGAGAUAACACCGAAGAUGCUGGAGAUUACUUUUGGUGCAUUGAAAGGGUUAGUGCAGCCGAGAUAUGGUUGAGAGAAAAAUCUCUAUUGAACUGAUGAGCAUGGGGCUGCUCGACAAGGAUGAAGUGGCACAGGUACCGUUUCUCGAGUUGGUUGAUCCUGUGAGAGAUGUGCUGCUGCUGGAGGCGGCACCUAUACUGACUGAAGAAACACAAAACUAGAUAUCUGCAUUGAUCAAGCAUAUAUUUGGAAGUGAUUAAGAAAUGGAGAGCCGUCAUGUUCUUGACAUGACAUGAUGGGAUGACCAACCUGAAACAGGAGAUGAACUUCCCACUACAACUGGAUUUUAUGAUAAGGUCGAUGAAGAGCUCCAAGCAGCUCAAAAUGAAGGACACACAGGCGAAAACCAUGGCCGGUCAUAUAUGGGUAGCCGAGGAGUGAUUUGCACGGCCUUCACGCCAAACAGCUUAAAACCCGACCCAUUUUCUAAGGGUACGAUUCAAAUGGAUCUAAAUUUUAGAUACACUAGAGAAUUGUUCAAUAUACUCAAACUUGGACAAAACUCAAAAUUAUUUCGGAGAAUUAAGUAGUCGAGAAUUUGGAGAUUUCGCAUUUGCGAUCCAUUAUUCGCAGAGUGGCAUCUAAACACAAGGUACGAUUCAAGUGGAUUUAAGUUUUUGAUACACUCGAGGAUUGUUCAAUAUACUCAAAGUUGGACAAUAACUCAAAAUUAUUUCGGAGAAUUAAGAAGUGGAGAAUUUGGAGAUUACGCAUUUGUGAUCCGAUAUUCGUAGAGUGGCAUCUAAACACAAGAUCCCUUGUGAGAACUCAGAUAUGGCUGUAGCUGCUUACGCGUCGUUGGUUUCUCUUGCUCAUGUCCUCGACAACGUUCAUUGCCGUGCUCAGCUUGGACGCCUUCAUGUGGACAUGAAACAGAUUGAAUAUCUUGAAGAAGGUGUCAAUUUCUUUUUGAAAUUCCUUGAAGUUAACUCUGGAAGAGGAGAAGUAAACGGAGAUCUAUGGAAGCAAUUAGGUGAGGUUGUCUUUGCUGCAGAGCAGAUAAUUGAUUUCCACGUAGUCUAUGAAAUCCGUCUCCGAUAUCAGGGAGAAACGGGUGUUUCCGGCCUUUCAGCUUUCAAAGAAGAUAUCGAGCAAGUGAUCGAUAGUAUUGAAUACAUCAAGAAUGAGAUUUUAGCUGAGGAAGAGGUACCGAAGGAUGUUCAACCUGGAAAACAACCUAAACUUUCUGAGCAUGGGGAAACUUCGUCGGUUACUCCUUCAGAUGGGAAGAACACAAUAGUGGGAUUUGAUGAACAUGAGGUCGCGAUUAUGGAUGUGCUGACGAGAGAUGAACCGAAUCUCCAAAUCAUCCCUAUUGUGGGGAUGGGGGGAAAUGGCAAGACAACUCUAGCAAAAGCUGUUUUCGAUAAUCAAUAUAUUGCCGAUCAUUUUGAUAGAUGCAUUUGGCUUACAGUAUCACAAGAGUAUAAGGUCCAGGACAUCCUAGUAGGCCUUCUAAAUGACGGUAAAGUUAAAGCGAAUGAUGGAAAUAUUGAUAGAUUGGGGGAAUCUUUGCACAAAGAAUUAUUCAAGAGACGGUAUUUGAUUGUUAUGGAUGAUGUCUGGAGUGUGCAAGCAUGGGAUGAUUUAAGGAAGUAUUUCCCGGAUAAUUGUAAUCGAAGUCGGAUUCUGAUAACUACAAGGCUCUAUGAUGUGGCUGCUUAUCUCGGGUCUUCCACCUAUCCCAUGACAUUUUUAGAUUCCGAAAAAAGUUGGAAUUUAUUUUGUCAGACAACUUUUGGAGAAAAAGAUUGCCCGUAUCCCGAGUUACAGGAGUUCGGGAGAGGGAUUGUCGAAAAUUGUAAAGGACUUCCUUUGGAAAUUGUUGUGAUUGGCGGUCUACUUUCAAAAUCCGACAUGUCUAGAGAAUAUUGGGAAUCUGUUGCGAAAAAUGUAAGCUCAUUUGGUAAUUCAGGGUACGACGAACAUUGCUUGAAGAUAUUAUCUCUAAGCUAUAACCAUUUGCCCAUUCCUCUCAAAUCAUGUUUCCUCUUUCUCGGCUCUUAUCCUGAAGAUAGUAAGAUUGUUGUCGCCGACCUAACUCGCAGAUGGAUUGCUAACGGAUUAAUAAGAGCUGUGGAUGAGAGAAGUUCGGAGGACAUUGCUAUGGAAUUUAUCAAAGAUCUCUUUGCCAGGAAUCUUAUUUUUGUCCGCAAACAGACGAUCAUUGGUAAAAUAAAAGUUUGCGGUAUUCAUGAUCUGUUACGCCACUUAUGCCUAAAAGAGGUUGAAAAGGAACAGUUUAUACGAUCCCCGAAGGUGCAAGACACUAAAAACGACGGAGCUGCAGUGUGCUUUCUUUGUGGCGACGCAUCCCCGGACGAUGUGAUAGAUGUCUCGAAACUUAUAUUCCCGUCGCCAUCAGGAGUAAGUCCUCCAUCCAUUUGUGGUUCAUGCAGAAUGAUGUAUUCGCAUAUUACGAGGGAAAGGUUGGCGGGGAUCAUGAGCGGUAGCCACGAUGAAUUCGACUUUUUGCAUCCUACUCAAGCGCGGUAUGUUUCUGUUACAACCCGUGAAGAUGUGGUAUACGUAUGGCCAUCGUUACAAUUACUCUGGAAUCUCCAGACUUUAAAAAUUACUGUUUAUGAGCCAUCAUAUCAAUUAGUAUUUCCCGAUGAAAUCUGGGAAAUGCCGCAACUUAGGCAUUUAGUAGUCACUCCUCGUAUGGCUAUUUUUCCAGAUCCUGCCACAGCUACACAUGCUGAGGGUAGAGAGUCCAUUGUUCUCGAAAAGUUGCAGACCCUUUCUGGAAUUCGAAACUUCAACUGGACAAAGGAUGCAUUGGAUAGAAUUCCGAAUCUAAAUACACUGGAAGUCUCUUAUAAGUCCAAGGGUGAAGGUAGUACUGAAUCAUCGAACCAUUCCCUUUGUAAUCUUAUCCAACUACAGAAACUUCAGUCACUGAAAAUAGCAUUUGCUCCGAAGAACAUUGCAUUUCCGAGUUCUCUUAAAGAGCUGUGUCUGGAGCGAAGCACCUACAAAAUUCCCUGGAGUGGAUUGUCGAUCAUUGGCUCAUUACCCAAUCUUGAGAAACUUAAACUGAGGGAAGCCACUGAGGGGUCAGAAUGGUAUCCAGUUGAGGGGGAAUUUCUUCGACUGAAAAAGUUGACAAUUUGGUAUUCUGAUUUAGUGCAAUGGAGAGCUGAUAGGGAACAUUUCCCUACUCUUGAAGCGCUUCGGCUACAGUUUAUAGAUUCGUUGGAAGAAAUUCCUUCGGGCAUUGGAGAUAUUCCAACGUUACAUAGAAUUGAGUUGGAAGACUGCGGUCCAUCUGCUUUCGAUUCGGCUUGCCAAAUAUGGGAGGAGCAACAGAGCAUGGAAAAUGAUACCCUCGAGAUUCUUGUCAAGUACCGUUGGGAAUGGCACCCUAUCAGUAAAUUCAUUCGACAACAUGAGUCUGAACAUGAAGACGAAGAGGAGUUCCAGCAUGAAGACAAAAACGGAGAUGAUUAACAGGUAAUUUUGAGGAUCCAUUGUUUAUUUCAUAUAUGAAAUUGUAAUACUUGUGAUCAUUUUAUUUGUUUUCUGUCUUCAACUUGCUGGCUUUCUCAGGUAUACAAGAAGAUAUGUUGUUUUUGUUAAUGUAUCUACUGAUAAUGUUGUUGUAAUAGUUAAGAAAUAUUGCUAUGCGAAGAUUGCAGUGUUUAUUGAUUAAGAAGUAGUUUUAGAAUGCAGGAAACGUUUGAU
Messenger RNA from Andrographis paniculata, 5006 nucleotides. RefSeq names its product putative late blight resistance protein homolog R1A-10. NCBI's taxonomy places the organism in Eukaryota, Viridiplantae, Streptophyta, Magnoliopsida, Lamiales, Acanthaceae. Bases 2094 to 4772 code for a protein of 892 amino acids. Gene Ontology annotation, biological process: defense response to other organism. The transcript is spliced from 14 exons. Gene Ontology annotation, molecular function: ADP binding. The record is from RefSeq and is a predicted model, not a curated record.